GUCGCUUCCAUAUCGCUACCUGCCAGUGCGUGCGAAAUACUCGGCGUGGUAUCCGUGUAGCGGCACUCUCGUCACGCUCCACUCGUCAAGCAACGCCCCAUUCUCACACCUGUUCAAGAUGGCUAGCUGGAGGCUUACGGCGCUUGCAGUACUGCUCGCCGGAUUUCAGUCAGCGAUGUGCCUUGACGAAGUGGAGGACAAGUGCAACGUGACCAAGGCCAUCACCUGCUACUGGGCUGAGGCGGAAGUUCAUGGAGUCCAAGUUUUGCUCCCGCAUGGGUCACAGCCUUACCCAAGCGGUGUGUGCCGCACGCCGGCAGACUUUCCCGAGCAGUCCGUAUGUGUGCACUACUACGGCGCUUGUCAAGAGCCCGAAAAACAACUUUUCCAUGAAAAGGAGACAGGCUACGCCCAGCUUCGAUUCCUGCUUCUCAAUAAGACAAUGUGCGAAGGUGUGAACAAACUGAGCACAUGCAUUCACAAUGAGACCAUGGCAAAGUGCGCCGCCAAGUUCGUCAAGGAGUUCUCUUUGCACAACGCAAAGCAAAACGAGCUGGCCGCGAAGAACCUCAGCCAUUGCCUCGAGACAGCUCUGAUGCCCUGCUCCGAGGUUGUAGUGGGAGAGUUUAUACAGUACCUGGAAAACGUGGCCAGUGCUGUCCAACACCUGUACAAGCACAAGGAGCAGCCGGCGCCACCGACCGAGCCGGCAACCACGGAGUCCUCGACUACCACCGUCUCACCCACCAAACAAUCCACAACUCCGGAGCCUGUGACUGAAACAACCACCGAGCCUGUCACGGCUGCAACAACCGAGCCUGUCACGGCUACAACCUCCGAGCCCGUCCCCACUACAACCAGCGUGCCUCCGACGACGCAAGGUCCCCCUGGCGCCGCUUCGACGGCACAAGCGGUCGGGGCCUUUGGCGUAGUGGCGAUCGCAUGGCUUGUGCGGGCUGCGUGAUUGACGAAAAACGUUCGUAGAUUCAAACUAGCCGUGCUGACGGCAGCAGCCACCGUGAACUUCCCAUCUCGCCAUUGGGCACACUGCUUUGUUCAAGGCUAUUUACCGAAAUAAACAUCCAAGACACGCGGCAA
Dermacentor andersoni is the source of this 1098-nucleotide messenger RNA. RefSeq lists its product as uncharacterized. NCBI's taxonomy places the organism in Eukaryota, Metazoa, Arthropoda, Arachnida, Ixodida, Ixodidae. The record is from RefSeq and is a predicted model, not a curated record.